Messenger RNA from Eremothecium gossypii ATCC 10895, 1251 nucleotides. It is a transcript of the gene ROX1, whose product is annotated as Rox1p. The record is from RefSeq and is marked provisional. The coding region runs from base 1 to 1251 and encodes 416 amino acids. The transcript has a single exon. Lineage: Eukaryota; Fungi; Ascomycota; Saccharomycetes; Saccharomycetales; Saccharomycetaceae. Gene Ontology annotation, molecular function: RNA polymerase II cis-regulatory region sequence-specific DNA binding; DNA-binding transcription factor activity, RNA polymerase II-specific. Gene Ontology annotation, biological process: cell differentiation; anatomical structure morphogenesis; negative regulation of transcription by RNA polymerase II.
AUGGCGGACGAGGACGGCGAGGCCGGCGAGGCCGGCGCGGGCGCGCUGGGCUACAAGCAGAAGCAGCACAUCCCGCGGCCGCGCAACGCGUUCAUCCUGUUCCGGUCGCACCAGCAGAAGCUGCUGACAGACUACUGGAAGCAGUCCGGCCAGGACAUCCCGCACAACUGCGAGGUGAGCAAGAUCAUCAGCUACCAGUGGAAAAAACUGACGGCGGAGGAGAAGAAGGAGUGGCACGACAAGGCGGAACUGGAGAAGCAGGAGCACGCGAAGAAGUACCCGGGCUACAAGUACAAGCCGAAGCGCAAGAAGAACAGAAACAAGCUGGCCUUGGAGUUUGAGCUGCAGAACCUGGUGCGGAUGUACCCGCACGGCGCGGCGGCGGGCGCGUCUGCGCCGGCGGGCGCGUUGCCGCCACUCGGCCGCGAAGAGCCAGUGCAUCUCCAACAGCCAGCCGGAGCGUCUGCUGGAUCCCAGACGCCGAGUACGUACCUAAUGCAGCUGGCGCCCUGGGAGAACCGGUACCCGCUGGAGCAGGCGCCGGGGCCACCGGCGCAGCCGCUGGCGCGCGGCGCGGCCUCGCCCGCACCCGCGCCCGCGCAGCCCGCGUUUGGCUCGCCCCACGCGGCUAAGGCGUACGCGCCCGAGGUCUGGAAGCCGUACUACCGCCAACCCCAGCAGCCCCAGGCUCUCACCCAGCAGCCCCAGGCGCUUCCGCAACAGCAGCUCCCGCAGCAGCUCCCGCAGCAGCUCCCGCAGCAGCCGCAGCAGCUCACACAGCAGCAGCAACAGCUCACACAGCAGCCCCAGGCGCUCCAACAGCAACAGGCGCUCCAGCAGCAGCAGGCGCUCCCGCAGCGGCUCCCGCAGCACUAUCCGCCCGCCCAGCGCCAGCAGCCCUACCGAUACCCGCAACCCUACCGCUACCCCCCGCAGCAGCAGCAGUACUACCGUCUGCCCAACCUCCAGCAGGACGCCUACCUUGACCACGGCUUCCCGCAGCAUGCACUUUCCGCAAACCCAUCCUCCGCGGGCUCCAACCCCAGCCCGAUGCCUGCAAUGGGUGCGCCUGUGCAGACCGCGCGCUAUCCGAUGCCCAUACACCACCUACCGGGCUCGUCCAACACCUCGUCUGCGACGACCGCGCCCAACCUGCUGCCGCACAGCAGCAGCAACUCCAACAUUGCAGCCACGGUCGCCAUGAAUAACCUGGGCACGUCCCAUCCCGACGACAUCAGCCACGGCAAGUAG